This is a messenger RNA of Penicillium brevicompactum, 438 nucleotides long. RefSeq lists its product as uncharacterized. Bases 1 to 438 code for a protein of 145 amino acids. Gene Ontology annotation, cellular component: myosin II complex. Gene Ontology annotation, biological process: mitotic actomyosin contractile ring assembly. The record is from RefSeq and is a predicted model, not a curated record. The transcript is spliced from 4 exons. Lineage: Eukaryota; Fungi; Ascomycota; Eurotiomycetes; Eurotiales; Aspergillaceae. Gene Ontology annotation, molecular function: calcium ion binding.
AUGGCUAAUCAUAACGACCAGGCCUCUACAAACUACAAGGAAGCGUUCUCACUCUUCGACCGUCGCGGCACGGGUCGCGUCUCCGGUGAUCUCCUCGGUGACUUGCUUCGCGCCUGUGGCCAGAAUCCCACUCUCGCUGAGAUCGGCGACUUGGAGAAGUCCGUUGGUGGUGACUUCGACUUCGACUCCUUCCUCAAAGUCCUCAACCGCCCCGGUGGUUUCCGUGAGCCCGGCGAGCCCGAAGAAUACUGUCGCGGAUUCCAGGUAUUCGAUAAGGAUAUGACGGGCUUUAUUGGUGUCGGUCAAUUGCGAUACAUCCUGACGAAUCUCGGCGAGAAGAUGUCCGACGAUGAGGUCGAUGAGUUGCUCAAGGCUGUUGAUACCAGCUCCGGCGAGAUCAACUAUACUGAUCUCGUUCGCACCAUCCUCGCCAACUGA